This is a messenger RNA of Seriola aureovittata, 2784 nucleotides long. It is a transcript of the gene avpi1, whose product is annotated as arginine vasopressin induced 1. The transcript is spliced from 3 exons. NCBI's taxonomy places the organism in Eukaryota, Metazoa, Chordata, Actinopteri, Carangiformes, Carangidae. The record is from RefSeq and is a predicted model, not a curated record. Bases 922 to 1494 code for a protein of 190 amino acids.
AGCCUGUGUGGUAUAACGCCAUACAGUAUAGCCUUUGCUGUCACCAGUAUUGGGUUUGUGGACUGUGUCUUUGGUCAUUUUUGAUUGUGCACGCUCAAUUUGUGCUCCCACUGCAAAUAAAGCUCCCUUUGGGAUAAUAAAGUUAAACAACCAGUUCAUACAAUGUCAGGUAAAUGAUGUUGUUAAAUAACACUCAGUAUAAGAAAAUAUAGGCCAGUGGCAUUACUACAGAAACACAAACACACAAUAAAUCUUAAUAUCCAGUGGUGGAAAGUAACAUAAUACAUUUAUUCCGGUUCAUGUCUGAGGUAGGCUACUUAUAAUUAAAAAAAUAAUUAUAUAAAUUGUAUAUAAAUCCUUUUUUAUUAGCUUAUUUAAUACUUCUACUCUACUACAUUUCAGAGGAAAACGUUAGGAAUUACUUUGUAGCAACUGUUUACAUACUAAACAAGUUAGGGUGACAGUUUGCCCUGUAUAGCUUGAAACCAUAGUGAGAGUAGGCUACUCCUGUUUUAAAUAGGCCUAUGCAGGAGCCCUACUUCCCUCAAAGCCUUCUGUCCUCUGUUUAUUUGGACUGUCUUUUUCUCUUUUUAAUGCAGCCUGGCUCCUGUUGUGAGGCGAGCACCUCGGCACUGACGUCAUUAAUGGAUUACUCUUUAUUUAUUCCUUUCCCCCACAGCUCCACGCGCGACUGACGCGCCUGUCAGAAGUGGGUCGGCUCAGCAUUAGCGGGUGUGAAGGCUGUAGUCUGCAUGCUGGUUCAGUAACAAGGUUGUUUGUCUGCCUGUAGUGCAUGCUUGGAGUCUGUCUCAUUCAAACUACAGUGGGUGAGCUUACCUUCCUGUCAGCCCUCCUACCUUCCCCCUUGAUAUUGUCCUCUUGUCCUUAUCUCACCACCUGGAAGCUCUCCACCUGCACACCAUGGCAGACACCCCAGCAUCCACCUUCACUGAGGAUGGUUUGCCUGUGCAAUGGAAAGUUUCCAAUCGACGCAGCAGGAAGACUGGAUGCUCCAAUAUCUUUUCUGGGGUCAACCUGCACCAACUGCACAGGCUGUUCAGAACAGCAGGAGACAGAGACGCUGAACAUCGGGCGAAGCUGGUGUGGCGAGGAAUGGAUGCAGAUAUUGACGGAGCAGAGGAGAAGGGGGAGGAGGAAGGGGAGGAGAGACAGGUUGAGGCAGGGCUCGCCCAGGCCAUGGUGGGGCUCAGAGUCAGAACGAGGAAUAAAGCAGGGAUCAGAGUGGAAGGACACAGAGACCACAAGUGGCUCAGAGCAUCAGGAUAUCUCAGGAUUGAGGAGCCUUUGUCCAACUACACUGUUGAGGAUGAGGAGGCUGACCCAGUGUCAAGUCCAGGAGAAUUCCUGUUGCCCACUGAAGAGGACGUCCCAGAGAACCAAAAUCCAUUCAAACCCUCCUCAUGGAGGUUGGGUGUGGCAAGGCAGGACAGUGCUAGGGACUCUGAACGCUACCUUCACCGCAUCCUCCACUGAAAGCUAAAUGGAGUUGGGAAUAACACAGUGGUAGAAGAUGCAAAGAAGUCAAGAAAUACAGGACUGAUUCUGAAAGGACACAUUGUAUUCCUACUUUUAGCACCUUCUGCUAACAUGUACUUUACAUGUUAGACCUCAGCACAAAGACAUACCAGUGAACUCUGGUAAACCUGCUUGGGGAUUAGUCCAACUAUUAUAAGUUAUUCAAACGCAGGCAUGUUGCCUGUAGAUUAGAACAAUCAACAGAAUGAAACCAGUUGUGUUUUAACAGAAAUGGGCUCGUGUCUAAGCCUGAAAUGAAAUUGCUGAUAUACAUUAUGAGUGCAAUGCAUUUUGAAAGCACAGCAGACAAUGAACUUGCCACAGAGGUCAUGGUAUAUUAUCAUGGUAAAUAAUAUUGUAAUGUUGCAUUAAUGUUUAAAGAGCACUUUAAUGAGAGUAUUUCUGGCCCGACAUGUUAUUACUUUUACUCAGUACUGAAACAUCCAAAUGAAGAUGUCAUCAGUCUUUUUAGGACAGUUGGGUGUAAAUGAGUGGUAAACACAAAACUGAUGUUACCAACUUUCAAGUUGAUAAAGCAAACUUGUUAGCAAACAGUCGCUUAUUUACACAUCUAGCAAACUUGGAGCAACUUUAGCAUUCAGUUGUUUUUCUGUCCACCUAGCGGUUUUAAGUCAGAUAUUCACUCUCUUUUAGCUGUUUUUGGUCUUUACAGACUCCUGAAGGAAAUAUUUGGUUCUUUAAUGUUGCACUUUCUUCACCAGCUAGUUGCUUACUGUGUCUGCCUGCCAUUUGGUGUUGAGCAGGAAGUGUAGUGAAAGUUUUUUCACUAAACAAUGCUGAUGAGAGCUGUGAGGGUGAACCAUUGUUAAUGUAACAUUGUAACAAAUAUUGAUUAUAGCUGCUUAUAGGGCAAGAUUUGAUUGACUGUAAGCACUGAUUGUUGGACUAUUAUGAGCAGUAUCCAUGAACAGAAUAUUGUAAAGCAUUUGAAGUCUGGUUGAAUUUCUCACAUUUGUGUGGUGUGACUGUCUGACGGUAAACUUUUCUCAUUCACAAACACAAGUCAUCUGUAUUAAUGGAAUAUGUUUUAAUUAUAAUCUAUCAUUAAAUAUUACAUACAAAUUAUACAGUGCAUUGUCACAAUACAUUUCAUGUCAGUUCAGUACAGCAGGAAGUUACUUCGAUGUUUACUUAGGUCCACCCCACGAGCCAUAAAGUUAACAGAAAUCAACAUGGCUGAGACAAACAGGAGCUUGUGCACUGGGAAUCACCCCCCCCCCCCCCCCC